AUGAAGAACGCAGCGACCACUUCUCUCCGGGCUCUGCAGUCCGUCCGCUCGAGGACGGCUGCUUCGGCUACCCGCGCGCUUUCGACCUCGACCUGCUGCCGCGAUGCCUCGGCAGAGGCCGAGAGCUCGUCGUCGUAUUACUCGGUUAGGGAGGGCGAGAGUACCCAGGACUCAUGGAAGCGUAACCUUGGCGAGGUUCGUGAAUGGAGGAGGCGGAAGGCCGGUGUUUACUCGACCCUUCCUCUCUACCUGCCCGGCGAGCAGAACCAGGCUGCGCCCUCGCCCAAGGAGGCGACUCUCUCGACUCUGAUGGCCUCUGGCGCCGCUCUUGGCCACUCCAAGUCGCUCCUUGCUCCCCCUUACACCCCUUACGUGUAUGGUACUCGCUCGGGAUUGAGCGUCAUCGACCUGGAGCAGACUCUCCCCCUUCUCCGUCGCGCUGCGGCCCUUAUCCGUGAUGUGGUCAAGGCCGACGGUGUUGUUCUCUUCGUUGGUACCCGCCCCGCACACAAGAAGGCGCUGUCCAAGGUCCGCGAGCGUCUGGGCGACAACGGCUUCAUCACCGACUCGUGGCUCCCCGGUACCAUUACCAACUCCGAGUCCUACUUUGGCACCACCCCUGUGGAGAAGGGCUACCACGUCCCCGACGUCGUCGUCUUCCUCAACCCUGGCGAGAACCUCGGUGCCAUCCGCGAGUGCUCGUCGUUCAACGUCCCCACCGUCGGCGUCAUCGACUCGGACACGGACCCGCGUAUCGUCACCUACGCCGUUCCCGCAAACGUCGAGAGCAUCCGUACCACCGAGCUCAUUGCCGGCGCUCUCUCGAUUGCGGGCCAGGAGGGCCGCCGCCUCCGUCUCCAGAACACUGAGCAGCAGAUCAACCGCGACUUUGCCCGCAAGACCAAGCACAGCAAGGCCGCCGAGGCUGAGGCCGUGGUUGAGGCCGAGGUUGAGGCUCAGGUUGAGGUUGAGGCUGAGGACACCAAGAUUAAUGCUUAG
This is a messenger RNA of Apiotrichum porosum, 999 nucleotides long. It is a transcript of the gene MRP4, whose product is annotated as 37S ribosomal protein, mitochondrial. Gene Ontology annotation, molecular function: structural constituent of ribosome. The record is from RefSeq and is a predicted model, not a curated record. Gene Ontology annotation, biological process: translation. Gene Ontology annotation, cellular component: ribosome; mitochondrial small ribosomal subunit. NCBI's taxonomy places the organism in Eukaryota, Fungi, Basidiomycota, Tremellomycetes, Trichosporonales, Trichosporonaceae. The transcript is spliced from 4 exons. The coding region runs from base 1 to 999 and encodes 332 amino acids.